This is a messenger RNA of Cuscuta epithymum, 817 nucleotides long. NCBI's taxonomy places the organism in Eukaryota, Viridiplantae, Streptophyta, Magnoliopsida, Solanales, Convolvulaceae. The record is from the annotation of a GenBank genome assembly.
CUUGAAGAAGAGAGCCGCACAAAACAAAAGAAAGCAAGAGAGAGUGAACUGUCCGCAGGUUUUCGUCGCGCUGUGCGUAGGGUUGAUUGUUCAGCCCAUAUCUCGAGCUUCACUCAUUUAAAUCAUGCGUGUAAGGUGUCUAAAGAAAGAUCUCUAAACGAGGAUUCUGGGAAGGUGCAGAUCACAAUGACCGGACUUGUGGAAGGUCUCCAAAUCUGCAUAGGAAAAUGCAACCUUGCAGAAUGGUUUUUCUUCUCUAAAGAUGAGUUAGAAUUCAAAACCUUUCUUUUCUUUACCUAGAUCAUAGGUACGGUUGAGGGGACUAUUCUACCCUUUUCUGAGAGUAGAAUAUGUUCUUGAAAUAAUAAAUAUAUGAGGUUAAAGGUUAGGCACUAACCUAGAAUGAACCUUGAAAAGUUAGGAAGCGAACUCGCGGGGAAACACCCUUUCUAGGGGGCUGUUUUCGGUUCGUUGGUUAAGGGUGGAGCUAGCUGCUUGAGGAGGCUGAUGUUCACUCAUUUCAAGCAAGGAAUCAGCUCCCAACUGUCCUUGGCCGAGGCUUGAUCGUUGGAACGUGAAAGGAAAGUCUAAAGCUCAUUACGGUUAAGGCUUGAGCUUGCUACCUGUGCCCGUUGCUCGGGUGAUCAUAUUGGAGAGAAGACUUGGUUUGUACUUUCUCCAUUCUGUUUUGAACAAUAAUAAACAUGUUCAUGGAUAUUUUACUAUAGAGCACGCGUGCUCAUGAUUUGCACCUGCGUGGCAUUUGUUUUAAACUAUGUUUUCCACUACGUAAUGAAUUACUUAUUAUGUUUGUUUA